This is a messenger RNA of Plasmodium falciparum 3D7, 11691 nucleotides long. RefSeq names its product bromodomain protein 5 (gene BDP5). The record is from RefSeq and is a predicted model, not a curated record. NCBI's taxonomy places the organism in Eukaryota, Apicomplexa, Aconoidasida, Haemosporida, Plasmodiidae.
AUGAGUUCAUUAAUAAAUUCGCUACUAUUUAAUGGUUUUAUAAAAAAGAAAGAAAAUAAAAAUGAAGAAAAACAAAAUAAAAAAGAUAUACAAAAUAAUGAGAGUAAUAGUAAAGUGGAUGAAAUAAAUAUGAACAAUCUCUCGAGAAGGGAAAGCAAGGAAAGGAUAAACAACAAUAAUGAGAAUAAUAACAUUGAUGGUAAUAAUAAAAGUACAGAUCGUAUUAAAAUAAGUGAUCAUAAUAAACAUAGUUAUCAUAAUAAACAUAGUUAUCAUAAUAAACAUAGUUAUCAUAAUAAACAUAGUUAUCAUAAUAAACACAGUGAUCAUAAUAAACAUAGUUAUCAUAAUAAACACAGUGAUCAUAAUAAACAUAGUGAUCAUAAUAAACAUAGUGAUCAUAAUAAACAUAGUUAUCAUAAUAAACGUAGUGAUCAUAAUAAACACAGUGAUCAUAAUAAACACAGUGAUCAUAAUAAACACAGUGAUCAUAAAAAUGAACAAGUGGAUGAGAAUCUCCCUGUAGGGGUUAAUCAAGAAGAUUUACUACUAAAAGUUGUUUAUAAAAAUAAAGAGGAUUUAUUAAAUGAAGAUGAUUAUAUGAAUAAUUAUUAUUUUGAGAGUUAUAAGAAAGAUAAAAGUAUGAAUAUAUUAAAAAAUGGGAAGGAAAAUAUAGAAAGAGAAAGAAUAAAGACUUAUUAUGAAUAUUAUAAUUCUACUAAAUAUGAACAUAUUCAUAAAUAUGGAAAAACAAAUAAGUUUAUUAAUUUUUAUAAUGAUAAAAAUAUUUUAUAUAAUUUUAAGGAAAAUAUUGAUACACCCAAAAAACAAAAAAAUGAUUACAUAAAUAAGAAGGAAACAGAGAAAAACAUGAAUGAGCAUUAUAUAGAUGAUAUAUUAAAAAAUAUACCCAGAUAUAAUAAUAUGUCAUCAAAUUAUUUAUUGAAUUUAUAUAAUAAUUCGAACAAUGUAAAUAAUUUAAAUAUUCAUAAUACAGAUUUUAUCGAACUCCAUGAUAUUUUUGAUGAAAAAAAAUUGGAUAAUGUAAAAAAUAAAGAUUUCUGCUUUUAUAGAAAUAUAAAAAUGAAAAAGAAAAUAAAUAAAAAUAAAGAAUUUUAUAAGGAUAUGAAUUAUCAGGAAAUAAGUCAUCUACAGGAUGAAGAAAGCGAACAAAGAGAUAUGAACAAUCAUAAAACUGGGACAAUUAAAAAGGAACAUAAAAUAGGGAAUGCCUAUAAAAUGGAAGAGAUCAAAAAUGUUGAUGAAGUUUUAAGUAAUGACAAUACAAAAAAUGAACAUAAUGAUGAUAUAAAUGGUGAUAUAAAUGGUGAUAUUAAUAAUGAUGAUAUAAAUGAUGAUAUUAAUAAUGAUCACCACAUUUAUAAUAAUGAUGAUGUUAAUAAUGAUCACCACAUUUAUAAUAAUGAUCACCACAUUUAUAAUAAUGAUCACCACAUUUAUAAUAAUGAUCAUCACAUUUAUAAUAAUGAUCAUCACAUUUAUAAUAACGAUGAUGCUGUUUAUAAUUCUGGAGGUUCCUUUAAAGAAGAAAUAAAUUUUUUAGAAGGAAAAUUUUGUUCGAAAGAAGAGGGAGAAUUUCAUAUAUCGAAAAAAUCGUCUAAUGAUGAAUUUAGUAGUUAUGAGAAAUUAGAUAUAGAUAAGGAAUUUAAUUUUAACGAUGAUAAUAUAAAUAAUGUUGACAACAUGGAUAAGCUUUUUAAUGUUGACAUUGUGGAUAAUCUCCAUAAUAUUAAUAAUAAUGUACCACAUGAAUUAGAAAACAUAUCGGACUCAUUUAAUUUAAUAGAAAAUGAAAAUAAUAAAAAUAUUUAUGACAAGGAUGAAGAUAAUUUCCUAGAUGAUCAUAUAGAUAAUAAUAAUGAUAAUAUUUGUAAUAAUUAUUCUGGAGAUAAUGUGAACAAAAGCGAUGUUGAGUUUUCUUUAGAUUCUUUUUAUAACAAGAAAAAUAAUAAUGAAGAGAAUGAUGAAAGCAAAAUACAAACUAAUCAUAUAAAUGACGUAUUAACAACAUAUGAAAAAAUAAAAGAAAGUGAUAAAAAUAUAGUGUUAAAAAUCAAAUAUAAAGAGGAAGAUUUUAAUAGUUAUCAUAAAGAUAGCUUUUCUUCCUAUGAUUAUGAUUUAAAAAAGAAUCAUAUUAGUAGUACUUAUGAAGAAAAAUAUAAAGAGAAAUUAAAUUAUAGCAUACGUUAUAAUGAACAUGAUAAAAGUUUUAAUUCAUUGAAUGAAAAAGAUGAUAGUACUAAUAUGGAUAUUAUGAAUAAUAUGAAUAUAAAUAUAAAUAAUGACGAGGAAGGUAUAAAUAAUAUAUAUUUCAAUAAUAAUAAAAAGAAAAGUGAUUUAAAUAAUAUUAUGGAUGUAUAUGAAAAUGAGCAAGAUGAUAAAAAUAAAGAUAUACAUAUAAAUAAUAUUAAUAAGAAUGAUAAUCUUGAGAAUCAUAGAUUUAAUGAUGAAGUGGUUAAUAUAAAUAAAAAAAAAAAAAUAGAAAAAAAAAAAUAUGAAUAUGAUUAUUUUAAAAAUGUUUAUGAAGAUUAUAAAAAAUAUUCAUUAUAUGAUGAUAUGAAUUUGUAUGGUAAUAAUAUAAUAAAUAAUGUAUAUAUAUAUAUGUUAUUAAAUUAUAAAUAUCUACAUAAUUAUCAUACGAAAAAUAAUUUUAAUCAUAAUAAUAAUAAUAAUAAUAAUAACAAUGUUACUAUGAUAUUAUAUCCAUAUAAUAAUGAAGAUUAUUUUGAUUAUGUUACGAACAAAAAAAUUUCAGAAAAGGAUAUAUUAUAUAAUGAAUAUAUUAUAAAUGAAUUAUUUAAUAUAAAUAUAGAUAAUGAGAAUGAUAAAUCUAAUAUGUUAAGUAAUUCUGAAAAAUUGAAAAAUAAAAAAAUAAAAAGUAUAACAAAUAAUAAUAAUAAUAAUAAUGAUAAUGAUAAUAAUAUUAAUAAUUCUUAUUAUUAUGAGAAUAACAUGAUACAAUUUGUUGAUAAAAAUAAUUUAGUUACUUUUAAUAAGGAAAGAAACACAUCUAACAAUGCUAAUGUAGAAAAUAAACAUUUGUUUGCUCAAGAUUCUAUAUAUAAUAAUUUAUCUAAUUUUUUAAAAAAAAAUAAUGAAUUGUUUUUUAAAGACCUAGACAAAUAUAUGAACGAACACAUUUUUAAUAAUAACAAUAAUAAUAAUAAUAAUAAUAAUACUAUAUUCUUAGAUAAUUUCAGUACAAUAUUAUCAAAGGUAUAUGAUGAUAUGAAUCUACAAAGAGGAGAAGAAAAUAAUAAUAAUACUACAAAAAAUAAUAAGGAUAAUAUUUUAGAAUAUAUUAAUAAAAUGUUAUCAGCUGAAUUACAAAAAAAUGAAGUCAUAUCUUUUAUGUUAAAUAAUAUCUUUUUAAAGGAAAAAGAUAUAUCUGAUGUUUUGUUAAAAUCCUUAAUUUAUCGUUAUGAUGAAUAUAAAUAUUUAAAAGAAGAUUUAUUUUUAAGUGAUUCUCAUUUUUAUAAAUUAAAAAGAAAUGAAGAAUAUGUGGAAAACACAAUUAUGUUACAGGAUGGUGAUAAUAAUAAUAAUAAUAAUAGAAGAGAUCAAUUUUCGAAAGGUUUAUAUCAUAAGAAUAAGAAUGAUUUUUUAUAUAAUACAUAUAAUAAUAUAAAUAAUGAUGAAGAUAAUAUAUUUAUUCAAAAUAAAGAAUUAAGAUUAAAAUCUUUUGAAAAGGUUUUAAAUAAAAUUGAUAAUAUAAUAUUUUUUUCUAACUUAAAAUUAGAUAAUAUAUAUAAAAAGAGAAAUCCACAUAAAAUCGAAAACUUAUCUAUAUCGUAUAAAAAUGCUUAUAUACAUACACGUAUGACAAAUGAUUAUUAUUAUAAUUAUUUAUUUUGUAAUAUACAAGGUGUAAUAGCUUAUUCAAGGUUUCAUAAGUUAGAUUUUAGAACAUUAAUACAUAAAUUUGUAAAGGAAAAAAAAUUUCAUUUAGAAAAGAAGAUGAAGAUAGAUAUGAAUAUGGAUCUUAGAUCAUAUGAAAAACAUAUAUUAUUAAAAUGGACUGAAAGGAAAAAUGAGACAUUAAGAAGAUCGUAUAUGUUUUUAAAAAGAGGCGGUCGGGAUUUCUUUACGAGAACUGUUCAUAAUAUGAAUAAUAUGAAUAAUAUUGAUAAUAAUGAUAAUAAUAAUGAUAAUAAUAAUGAUAAUAAUAACAAUAAUGAUAAUAAUAAUGAUAACAAUAAUGAUAACAAUAAUGAUAACAAUAAUGAUAACAAUAAUGAUAAUACAAAUGAAAGUAUGUUUAAUAAAGAUGAUAUAAAAAGUAUGAAAGGUAGCUUAGCAUAUGAUAAUAUAAAUAACAAAAUAAAAAAAAAAAAAAAAAAUUUAUACGAAAUUGUUAAUAUAUUAUAUACAUCUAAUUUUGAUUUUAGUGAAUAUAUUAUGUGUGAUUGGGAAAUAGAAAAUAAAUUUGAUACAUGUGAAAUAAUAGAUUCUAAUGAUAAAGAACAAAUAGAUAAUCCUUCAUAUAUUUAUUAUAAUAAUUCAUGUUUAUUAUUAAAUGAUGAUGGUCCUUUAGUUGUAUUAGAAUAUAUCGAGAAGGAUCCUUUCAUAUUUUUAAAAAAUGGUAUGAAUAGUAAAUUAAAUCAUUAUUUCAUAUGUGAAAACGAUGAACAUUUAUAUUCUUUUGAUUAUAAAAAUAAAUUAAAAAAAAAUGUAGAACCUUUUGGUGAAAUUAAUGUUAUUAAAAAUACAAUAAAUUAUUUCGGAGUACCAAUCAAAUUAAAAAGAUCUAAACAAAGAAUUACCUUUUUAGAAAAUGAAUUGUUCAAAUCUUUUUUAUUUACAUAUCCGGUGUAUUAUAUGAAUGCUCGUCAAAAAAAUAAAUCCUUGUUAAACAAAUAUAUUAAUGAAGAUAUUAAUGGUGUUAAUAUGUGUAAGUAUGAUGGAAAUUAUACAAAUCGUAAUCAUCUCAACUCUCAACAGGACAAUAAUAAUAUUAAUAAUAUUAAUAAUUCUUAUUAUUGUGAUGAUUCAAGAGAUAAACAUAAAAUUAAUAAAUAUAUGAACACGUCUCAUUUGGAUUUAGAUAUAAAUUCUUUUGAAGAUAUCGAAGAAGAAGAAGAAAAAAAACACAUGGAUGAAUAUUAUAAUAAUGAUACAGACGAUACAUCUUUUUAUAAUACCGAUUUUUUACUCAUAAGAAAUUUUUCUUAUAAUCAAAAUAGAUAUUUCCUUAAACCCUUAUAUGUGGAUGUAGAUAUGUACAGGGAAGAAUAUAAAGGGGAAACUAUGGAAAAGAAAAAUGAAUAUCUUAUAAAAGAAGGAUAUGUUAUAAAUAAUGAGACGGACAUGUUAAAUAAAGAGAGGGACAUGUUAAAUGGUGAGGGGGACAAAUUAAAUGUUCAGAGGGACAAAACAUUCAAUGAAGAAGAUAAUAUUAAAGAUACAUAUAAUAAUUACAAUUCUGAUGAUGUCGAAAAGUACAACGCAUCUAAUUAUAAUAGUCUUAAUAAAAAAGAUAUAACAAUUGAGGAAAAGGAAGUAGAAGCAUACAAUAAUAAUAAUAAUUAUAAUAAUGUGGAAACUUUAAAUAGUAAUAAAUCUUUAAAUUCAGAAGGAUACAUAAAAGAUACUAACAGCGAUAAAAUAGAUGAAGAGAAUAAUAUAUAUUAUAAAAAUAAUAUGAAUGAUUAUCCAUAUGAAGAGAAUAUGAAUAAUUAUGUUAAUAAUGAAUAUUCCGAAGGUAUUAUGAAGAAGAAUUAUUUUAAUUGUAUUUUUUAUAAUGUAGGUUUUUUAGAUAUUAAUGUAGAUGUAAUGAAUCCAUUAUAUAAAAGAUAUCUUGUGGAAAAACGGAAUUAUGUAAGAAGUUGGAUAAUAAAAUUAAUUGUAAAAUAUAAAAUUAAAGAUUCUAAAAAAAUUAAAGAAAUAUUAAAAAAAAAAUUAAGUUUAUUUAUUAAUGAAAAGGAUAUUAAUGUUAUUGUUAAAUCAUUAGAUAUUAACUUAUUAUUAAAUAAAAAUUAUAUGGAUGAUGACGAAGAAAAAAAUUUUUAUAAAAUAAAAAAUGUAUGUAUUAUAGAAUGUAUUUAUCAUUAUUUACAAUUAUUUAAAUAUGAAGGUAUCGAUUUUAAAACAGUAAUUGAUAACCAAGAAAAAUUAAAUCAAAUCAUUUCUGUUUUAAAAAUAGAAAAACAAAGAGCUUUACAAAAUAUAAAUAAUAUAAAAAAUAAAAUUAAAUAUAUAUAUGAUAAAUAUUGUUAUAAAAAAGAAGCAAAAACAGUACAAUUCAAUAUUAAAAAAGAAGAUAUACAAAUUUCAUCAAUUCAAAAUUAUUAUUUUGUAGGAAAUUUUUAUUAUGAUAAUAAUAUGUUGAAUUAUUUUUUUUACAUUAAAUAUAUUAUUUCUUAUUCCCCAUGGAAUAUAUUUAAAGAUUAUGUUAAUACCUCAAAUGUGAGCAAGAAGGAAAACCAGAACGAUGACAACAAGAAGAAAAAAAAAAACAAAAAAUAUCAGAAUAUUAAAAAUGAAAAAAAUAGUAUGAAAGGCAAAAAGAAGGGGGAAAAAAAAAAGAAAAAAGGUAAUUUAUUACAUCGACAUGAUAAUAAUAAAAAUAAUACUAACGGUAGUAAUAAUAGUAAUAGUAAUAGUAGUAAUAGUAGUAAUAAUAGUAAUAGUAAUAGUAAUAGUAAUAGUAGUAAUAAUAGUAGUAGUCGUGAACUCUCCAUACAACAGUAUACAUCAAAUGAUGAUACUGAUAUGUCUAAUAUGAGUAAUUAUCCAUACCAUUCCGAAGAACACAAAAAAAGUAGCAACACAAAAGAAAAACGUCAAAAAAAUCUAAAAGUCAAGAAUAAAAAAAAAACUUCACAUGCACAUAAUGCAAGUUACACAAACAGCGAGAAAGACGAACAAGAAAGAGAAAUAAACAAAAAAAACAUAAAGGAAAAAGAAAAUAAAUUAAUACAUGAAUUUGAAUCAAAUAAUGAUGAAAAAAUAGAUUUGAAUUCGGAAAGUACCUAUAAGUCAGAUGAUUCGAUAUCCAGUGGUUCUAUAUCGAAUGAUUCCAUAUCGAAUGGUUCUAUAUCCAAUGAUUCUAUAUCGAAUGGUUCUAUAUCCAAUGAUUCCAUAUCCAGUGGUUCUGUAUCGAAUGAUUCCAUUUCAAAAGGUUCUGCUUCAAAAGAUUCUUCAUCAUUUGACUGCACCCAAAGCCAUACAGAUGACCACGUUGAUAGAAAUAUAAAGAAAACGGAUAAAAGGAAUAAAAGAAAUAAUAAGAGUAAUAAAAGGAGUAAGAAAAAAAAGGAUGAAAGAAGUGAAAACAUAAAUUACGAUUCAGAUGAGGAAUUAAAGAAAAAGGAAAUACAAAAUGAUCCUAAGGAUUCAGAAUUAGAAAAGAAUAGUGAUAACAAUAAUAAUAAUAAUAAAAAGGUGGGGAGAAAGAAUUAUUUUUAUGCAACAUAUUUAUAUAGCCAUGUAGUAUAUAAUUCAAAAUUACAUAGUGGAAAUAUAUCAUAUCAAAAGAACAAAAAUAAUAAUAAUAACAAUAAUAAUAAUUAUUGUUAUAAUAAUAAUUUGUAUGGAAAUAAAUAUAGAGAACAACAAAUGAAAAAUAAAAUAUUUAUGGAGAAUAGUAACAUUAUGAAAAGAGGAGAUGUAAUAAAUAAAAGAAUAAAUAUGUCUGAAAAAAGACAAAAACGACAAGGGAAUAAUACAUUUACAAAAGGUAACAAGGGAUACCAUUUUAAUAUGAAAGGAAAAUAUAACUUUAGUUAUUUUUAUACUAAAUCUAAUAAUUUAAAUGCUGAUGUACAGGAUAUGAAAAAAAAAAAAAAAAAUUAUAUGAACUAUAAGAAUUAUAUAGAGGGUGAUAAGAGAGGAGUACAUGAUGGAUAUUAUAAAUAUGACAAAGAAGAAAGUGUGUUUGAAAAAAUGUAUAAAAUGGAAGAAUAUGAAAUUAAUAACAAGAGCAAGAAAAAGAAAAAUAUUGAAAAUAUUAACAAUAUUAACAAUAUUAACAAUAUUAACAAUAUUAACAAUAUUAACAAUAUUAACAAUAUUAACAAUAUUAACAAUAUUAACAAUAUUGAUGAUGGUGAUAAUAAUAAUAAGAUGAUGAUGGUGAAUAAUAUUAUUUUAGAUGGUGAUGAGGAAGAUGAUAUAACUAUGCUGAAUAAUAACAAGAUAUAUAAUAAAGAUCAAAUGAAUCGAUCAAGUGUUUUUAAAAAUAUGACAUUGAUUAAUCAUAAUAAUAAAAAUACAUAUAAUGAUAAUAAUAUGUUUGUGUGUGGUAAAGAUUUAAACAAGAAUAUAAACAUGUCUCUAUAUAUGAAAUGUAUAACACAUUUCAGUAUUAAGGAUUUAUCUAAAACCCUUAUAAGUAUUGGUUUUCAUAAUAAAAUUAUAAAAAAUAUGAAUCGAAAUGAGCAACUAAAUUUAAUUAAGAAGAAUAUUAAAAAUGAAAAAAUAUUAACAAGUACAAAUAAACUUAUACAUAUAUAUAUGAUAAAGAAAUUAAUCAGUGAACAAUUUAAAAAUUUACAACAACCAGUUUAUUUAAAAUAUAAUAAAAAUGUUUUAUAUAUAGAUGAGAAAAAAAGUUUAGUAAAUCAGAAUGAUGUGAUUCAUCAAAAUAGAGAAAUGAAAAACAAAACCAAAGCAAGUAAUAAUUAUCUUUAUAAUAAAACAUAUCAUACAAAUAAUAUAGCGAAUGAUAAUAAUGAUAAGGGAAAACGUUUUAAUAAUGAAGAUAAUGGUUUAUAUUAUUAUGAUAAAGAAAGAAAAGAAAAUCAUUCAGUCAUUUUAGAUAUUCCAAAAAAAACAAAGAUAGAAAAAUGUCGAAUAAAAUUAAUAAGAAAAUUUUUUUGUGAAUCGUCAAGUGAAAAUGAAUAUUCUCCAAAAUCUUUAUCAGAUGUCGAAGGAUCAUCAUCCUUUUAUGAAUCCUCCGUUGAUUCUGGGUUAUCUGACAAAAUGAAAACAUUACAUCGUUUAGAUGAUAUGGAUAAUAUAAAAAAAAAAAAGAAAAUAGAUAAUAUGAACCAUAGGAACAAUCAUCUUAAAGGUACUUAUCAUGAGGAUAAAAAAAAGGUAUAUGCAAAGGAUUGUUAUGAUGAAGAUGAUUUUAUUGAUGAGGAUGAGAAAAAAGAUUUGGAAAUUAUAAGGGAAAUUAAAACGAAGGAGUAUAAUAUAGAAGAUAAUGAAAAUAAUUAUAAAUUAAUACAUUGUUUAAAAUGGACACGUGUAUAUAUAAGAAGAAAGGAUGAUAAUACUAUGAGGCUUGUAGAAUAUGGAAAUAUAAAUACACCUGAUGUAUAUAAUAAUAAUAUGAACCAUAAUAACAACAUAAACAAUAAUAAUAAUAAUAAUAAGAAUAAUAUUCCUUUGUUAACACCCCAUUUUAAUAAUCAAGAUUUAAAAAAUGCUGAGCAAAAUUACAAUAUGACUCACACCUUUGAUAACGGCACGUUUAGUAAUAAUCCUGUGUACACAAAUAAUUUUCAAGAUAUACAAAAAUAUAUUACAAAUAAUAAUAUUGAUAAAAUUGACAACAUACAAACGUUAUAUAUUUAUGGAGAAAAAAAUAUUAAUACCUUUUUAAAAUGGAAACGAUUUAGGGGGAUGUUAAAAAGAUACUUUUUUCUUUUAAAAAAUACAAAUAAUAAUAAUUAUGAUAAUAAAAAGAACAAGGUAAUACAAAAAAAUAUGCAACAAGAUAUAACUAACACAAGGCACAAAAUGUUUGCUUUUGACAAAAGAGAUGUUUCUAAAUUAUAUGAAGAAAAUAAUGUUGAUGUUGAUGUUGAUAUUGAUGGGGAAGAUGAUGGGGAGGAUGAUGGUUUUGAUUAUUUUGAUGAUGAUACUAUCACAAAUAAAAAUAUAUAUUUAGGUAAUGAGAAUAUGAAAAAAAAUAAAAAGAAAACAAUUAAAAAUAAAAGAUAUUCAAAUAUUAUUCAAUCAAAUAAAGAUCCAGCAUAUGGAAUGGAAAAGGCACUUAGUAUAUUUCCUACACUUUUUAAUGAAUUGAAAACUUGGGAUAAUUUUAAAAAAAUUGAAAAAAAAAAAAAAACGGAAGAAAAGAAGAAAAUCGAAAAUAAAAUGCAUGAGAAAAUUAAGGAUGGUGAAAAAAAAUCAGAUUUGUUGAAAAAUAAAAAAAAUAAAAAAAAUAAAAUUAAAAAUGAUGAUGAUGAUAACAAUAUUUAUAAUAAAGAACUAUAUUAUGAAAAUAUGAGUACAAAUGAAAACCUUGCUUUGAAAAAACAAAAGAAACAAAAAAUGAAUAAAACAAAUAAAAAAAAAAAAAUGAAUGAUAUAUUAUAUAAUAAUGAUAAAAAUAAAAAAGGUAUAAACAAAAAAUUUGUAAACACAAACUAUUCUAUAAAUAUUAAUAAGAACAAUAAAAGGUUUCAUAAUAUUAUAUCAUAUAAAAAUAAAGAUAAUAAAAAAAAUGUACAGAAAAAUAAUAUAAAAAAUAAAAAAACACAUAUUAAAAAUAAAUCAAUUGUAAAAAAAAAUAAAACCAAUAGUGAAAGCGAAAUAAAAAAGGAACAUUUUCAUGAUCAGAUAAUAGAAUUUGAUAGUGAUAAAAAAAAAAAAAAAAAAAAAAAAAAAAAUGUAGAUGAAUCGAGUGAUAAUAAAAAAAAGAAAAAGAAAAAAAGUACAUCCUCUAUAAAUUAUAUAGCACAUAAUAAAAGAUAUACAUUAAAAAAUAAUAAUAAUAUGGAGGAGGAGGAGGAGGAUCAAUAUAUGAGUGAAGAAUAUAUUAGUGGUAAUAGUAAUUAUUAUGAUGAUUAUCAUAAUGAUAAAAAUAUCAAAGGAAAUAAUAAUAAAAAAAGAAAAAAAGGAAAAGAAAACAUGAACAACAGAUACAAUUCAUUAAAUAAUAAUGAUGAAGAUGAGGAAACCGAAGAUAUUUAUUACACCCAUGAAGAACAUGGGAAAUUUAAAAAAAAAAAAAGUAAUGAAUAUUAUUAUAAUAAAACAAAUAAUAAUAUAUCUGAAAAUGAUUAUAUUAAUACAAAUGUAUAUAAUAAUAAUAAUAAUAAUAAUAAAAAUAUUAUAAUAGAUGAAGAAAAUAAAAAAAAAAAUAAAAAAGAAAAUAAAUAUAAAAAUAUUAAAGAAGUAAUAGAAAAUUUUAAUGAUACAUUAUCAAAUAUUAUGACAGAUAUAUCUAAACUAAAUAAUUAUAAAGCAUUUUUAAAUGAAGUUAAUGAAUCAUAUGCACCUUUAUAUUAUACUGUUAUUAAAAAACCAAUGUAUAUAAAUAAAAUUAUUUUCAGAUGUAAAAAAAAAAAAUAUAAUAGUCUAAAUUCUUUUUUUGAAGAUGUUAAUUUAAUUGUUACAAAUUGUAAAUUAUAUAAUACACCUACUUCUGUUAGUGCAUACUUAUGUGAAAUUGUUGAUAAUAUGUUUAAAGAUAUUGUUAAUAAAAUAAAAAAUAACAACAACUUACAAAAUUAUAAUAAUAUAUUAAUUGAACAUUUCUAUAAAAAUAAAAAUUUAUAUAAUAAUACUUGGGAAAGUUUACAAAUAGAAAACCUCUGGGAAGAUGAUCAACAUAUUAAUAAUUUAUAUGAUAAUACAGAGACACAAAAUAAUAAUAAUAAUAAUAAGGACCAUUUGAUUAAUAGUAAUAGCAUAUCCGAAAAACAUCGAACCGAAGAUGUAUCUAAUAUGUCAGGUGUUUCUAUCGAUAUAAUAAAGUCAAAUGAUAUAAAUUAA